UUGUUGCUUAUAGCAUAGAUGGCACCUCGGUGGUGUUUUGAGGUAUUAUCUUAUUCCCACUAUUUCUCCAUGAAAUAAAGAAUAACUUGUGCUGUUAUUUUUAUUUUUAAUUAUCUUAUAUCUCACUAACGCUUUCACAUUAUGACGAGUUCUGUCAGUACAAAUCCAUCAACAUUAUUGCCUUUAGAAUUAGUUGACAAAUGUAUCGGUUCUCGGAUACAUAUUAUUAUGAAAAACGAUAAAGAAAUUGUCGGCACCUUGCUAGGUUUUGAUGAUUUUGUAAAUAUGCUGCUCGAAGAUGUGACAGAAAGCGAAGCAACGCCCGAGGGACGAAGAGUCACCAAGCUUGAUCAAAUACUGCUUAACGGAAGCAAUAUCACAAUGCUUGUACCUGGUGGAGAAAUGCCUGACACGUAAAAAAGUAACUUUCUCCGGUAUAUUUUGUACAAUAAAAAUUUGAUCUGUAAUUUACGCGUAUCUACUACAGAAUAUUAAAAAUAUCUGUCGACUAAGAAUAAUAAUUCAAAUAAAUAUUAAGAACAAAGUA
Bombus pyrosoma is the source of this 547-nucleotide messenger RNA. Its product is annotated as U6 snRNA-associated Sm-like protein LSm5. Gene Ontology annotation, cellular component: U6 snRNP; Lsm1-7-Pat1 complex; U4/U6 x U5 tri-snRNP complex. The transcript is spliced from 3 exons. NCBI's taxonomy places the organism in Eukaryota, Metazoa, Arthropoda, Insecta, Hymenoptera, Apidae. The coding region runs from base 142 to 417 and encodes 91 amino acids. Gene Ontology annotation, biological process: mRNA splicing, via spliceosome. The record is from RefSeq and is a predicted model, not a curated record. Gene Ontology annotation, molecular function: RNA binding.